Castor canadensis (American beaver) is the source of this 1257-nucleotide messenger RNA. It is a transcript of the gene Mad2l1bp, whose product is annotated as MAD2L1 binding protein. NCBI's taxonomy places the organism in Eukaryota, Metazoa, Chordata, Mammalia, Rodentia, Castoridae. The record is from RefSeq and is a predicted model, not a curated record. Gene Ontology annotation, cellular component: nucleus. Gene Ontology annotation, biological process: regulation of exit from mitosis.
AGGCCGUCGUCAUGGCCGCGUUGGAGCCGGAAGUGCCGUCUCCGGUCGCAGUCCCGGAUUUGGAGUGGUAUGAGAAGUCGGAAAAAAACCAUGCUCCCCAGGUAGAUCUGCUGGAAACCACCUCUGCCCAGGAAACUUCCAACCCUUCGGAGCCCUUUUGCCCAAGAGACCGCUUGGUGCCAGUGGUGUUUCCUGGACCUGUGAGCCAGGAAGGCUGCUGUCAGUUUACUUGUGAACUUCUAAAGCAUAUCAUGUACCAACGCCAGCAACUCCCGCUGCCCUAUGAACAGCUUAAGCACUUCUACCGGAAACCUUCUCCCCAGGCAGAGGACAUAGUGAAGAAGAAACCUUUGUCCACAACUGAGGCAAGCAGCAGGAAAUGCCAACAAGCCCUGGCGGAAUUGGAAAGUGUCCUCAGUCACCUACAGGACCUCUUUGCCCGGACACUAGUACCACGAGUGUUGAUCCUCCUUGGCGGCAGUGCUCUUAGCCCCAAGGAGUUUUACGAACUUGACUUGUCCAGGCUGGCCCCCUUUGAUGUGGACCAGAGCCUGAACACAGCUGCUUGUUUACGUCGUCUCUUCCGAGCCAUUUUCAUGGCUGAUGCCUUUAGUGAGCUGCAGGUUCCUCCCCUCAUGGGCACCAUUGUCAUGGCACAGGGGCACCGUGACUGUGGGGAAGAUUGGUUUCGACCCAAGCUCAACUACCGAGUACCCAGCCGGGGCCACAAACUCACUGUGACCCUGUCUUGUGGCAGACCUUCCAUCCCAACCAUGGAUUCGGAGGAUUAUAUUUGGUUCCAGGCACCAGUGACUCUUAAAGGCUUCCACGAGUGAAGGAGGAUGCUUCUUAAUCCAUGAAAGCACAAUGGCUCAAUUAUCUCUCCGUGACACAUCACCCAUAUCUUGCUUGGAACUGGAGUUGCGUGGAGGAACUGGAGUUCCUGAUGAGGGAGAGGGAGACUCUGUCCUUCUGGCUGUCUGCCUCUCCUCCUCAGACUUCCUGGUGGGUUGGUGAUAGGUGACUGUGACUAAUAAUCAUUGUUGAUUAAUGUCUCUGAAUCAAAGAUUGACUUUCCCAGAGGCUGCUGGCUGUCCUGUUUAAGGGUAGAAAGGAAAGAUGGGUCCAUAGACUCCUAUGGAGGUGGGCCUUCUCUGCUUUGCUCUAUCCUUCCAGAAUUGGUAGCAGAGCUAUGAUGUGGGUAUGACUCAUGAAUUUAAAUAUAAAAUGAACAUAUAAAAUUUUCCUGCAGCUUGA